Molecule: messenger RNA, 777 nt
Organism: Lindgomyces ingoldianus
Lineage: Eukaryota; Fungi; Ascomycota; Dothideomycetes; Pleosporales; Lindgomycetaceae
Exons: 2
Coding region: 1-777 (258 amino acids)
Source: RefSeq, a predicted model, not a curated record
AUGGCAUAUAUCAAGUCACCGCGCAGGACCACUACGAUUGUUCAUCGACGCGCUCGAUCUUUGGACUGGGGGAAGUUGCAAGGGGGCUGCGGGCGGGCUUGGGAAACUCUAUCUGAUGCCGCUGUAGCGAGUGUCAAUCACGCGUUCGAGGGAAAGGACGUAGGAGAGAUGAUGGAUUCGAUUCAAUCGAAGCUUCCGAAUUUCUCGUUGCCGACAACCCGCCAAUUUGAGACGACUAUUGACAAUCUUAGCGACAGGAUCGGCUUCUUGCUCGAUAGGUUCCCCGCCAAGACAGACCUCGCGGGGACAGAUCUUGAAGGCGCCCAGUGGCAGUUUGCUUGGGAAAUGAGCAAGAAGGCUCGUAAGGCCUUUGUAACCCAGGGAAUCUGCCGGAGGUGGCAAACUAUGCCAACUCGUGAUAAUUUGAACUGGCAGACCAAGCUCAACCAGUGUCUGGCGAAUACAUACGCUCAACUCCGCGCUGACUAUACAGCCGGAGUAUUAUGUCGCAUGAAGCCUGUCUGGAGUGGAGACCAUAGAAGGAACAUUUGGCGCCUGGUGCUGGAAACUGGGAUGAGGGAGAUCGUGGUUCACGGGAACAACGUUGUAGAGGCUGCUGAGUACUUGGAGACCGGUUUCGAAAUCCCAGGACAGGGUGGUUGGACUUCUAUUCACGACUUUACCCUAGGAACGGUCGGGUUUGAGAAUGGAGAAUGGGAGAUGAUUAGUGAAGCUGGGCUUGUUGCAGGCAAAUAUGCGAUAUCAAAAUCUAUAUGA